This is a messenger RNA of Pseudonaja textilis, 1199 nucleotides long. RefSeq names its product ribonuclease MRP subunit p24 (gene RMP24). NCBI's taxonomy places the organism in Eukaryota, Metazoa, Chordata, Lepidosauria, Squamata, Elapidae. The record is from RefSeq and is a predicted model, not a curated record.
AACAGCGUGGGCAAAGAUUACCCGAAUAAUCCCUCGCCAGUCUUUUCCUGGAAAACGGUUACAAUCAUAUUUGUUAGUCUGUUAAAGCGGAACGUUCAUGCCGGAAUUAUUGUUCCCACCCGGUAACCGAAAAAAGGUCUAGGAAUUCCUUCCGGUCCCGUCGCUUAUCAAGCUUAUGCUGUUCUAGCUUUUAGGCUGCUUGGGUAUCAUUGAUUUACUUUCGCAGAGAAGAUGGGAAAAUGUCGGUUCUUGAAAACUGCGGCUCGACAGUUGGCCGGAACAUGCCCAGCCCAAGCGCGAUUUUUGCUAUGGACACUCAGCAACAUAGAAGGCAAAAAGGAACAUCUGGUAAAUCCAGUGUGCUACUACUGUUUCCAGUUUCUUUUUCCCAAAAACUAUAGAAUGCGUCUGUUGCCCAAAAUGAAAAUAACAUCAAGGAUAGAAAAAAUACUUAAUCUGGAAAAAAAAAAUUACAGACUUAGUUUAAAGCAAACAAAGUUCUUGAGGAAAUACAAGGAAUCAAAGAAUGCCCUGCUAAUUACCUGCAAUUCGUGCAAAAAAACAACAAGGCAUUAUGGAAUGAGUAGAGAAGAAUUCAACUUAAAAACACCAAAUUUGAAAAUAUUAUCAAACAGAAGUACACCUCUUAUCAAUAAGAACUCUGGAUCCAAAAGAGGGAAGUCAUCUUCAGGCCUCAGAACUACUACAGUUGGAUUACAUGAUUUCUCUAGGACACAGAGUAAAGCCAAAAUCCUUUCCAGUCAAUUAAGAAAAGUGCUUAACUUUGAAGAAGAUAAAAACAAAAGGGGAAACCUGAAGAAUUUCUUAAUGUCACUAUAAAAACUUAAAACAAAGAAGAGCCUAUAAUUACAACUGUACUACAUAAAACUGUAUUUAUACAGUUUGCACAAUGCACCCUGAACCAAUCAAUAUGCAUAUGUUGCCAUAAGGAACAAAAAUGGGAAAAUGCGAAUGGUUAACUAUUACUACUUUUACGUUUCAAAACGUAUCUUCAAAAUAAAAUUGGUCUGAACUUAAAACUCAUAAUACGUUGUGAUGGAAAAAUAAUAGCAAUAGCACUUAGACGUAUAUACUGCUUCACAGUGCUUUACAGCCCUCUCUAAGUGGUUUACAGAGUCAGCAUAUUGCAUCCCUCUCCAAACAAUCUGGAUCCUCAUUUUAUAAAUUAAAAUUUCUUC